AUGUUUUAUCAACUGCUUAUUUUAGCAAACAUAUUAAUAAAGUCUUUUCUCAUUAAUAAUGAAAACAAUAUGAAUUAUUAUAAUGAAAAAAUACAUCCCGAACAGAUUUUUACUUUUGCUUAUAACAAAGCUUUAGAAGAUUUUACGUUGAGAGCACAUCGUUAUUAUUUAAUACUAAAUAAAUUGACUAUUUAUAAAAAUACAAUUACAACAUUUCGUAGCAAUAAUAGAAUGCAAACGCUUACCAUUAAAGCGGUAAAUGACCCCAAACAUGAAGAAAUCAAAUUGACUUCAUUUAAUAUUGCAUGUUUUGCAAUUGACACAGAAUUUGAUGAAGCUGUGUUAAUUAAAAUAUACAAGGGACUUCUUUUUCUGAUUACUAAAGGUACCGUAUUUCCUAAAAUAGUACUCCCCCCUGAAUUAGCACUCCCCCCUUAA
Meloidogyne enterolobii is the source of this 438-nucleotide messenger RNA. The record is from the annotation of a GenBank genome assembly. Lineage: Eukaryota; Metazoa; Nematoda; Chromadorea; Rhabditida; Meloidogynidae.